AAAAAACUGUCCACAACCUGCACAAGAGGAAUAUUUCAAACCGUUCUACCACAUUUUGUUUGGCUGCAAACAGAAGUAUGUACGGAAACUGUUACCAGCAGAUUUGUAUAAAAGUCAGUGUUCGUAAAGGUCGUGUUGAAUAUUCUAUCCUAAAUGUAAGUUAGCCAGGGCUUACGAGCUAGCAUUGCAGCUAGCAGUAUAUUGUUAAUGCUUUAAUGGCGAAAACAGCUGAUUUCUUUCACUUGGUAACUGAAGUGUUGUCUCGGGACUGUGACGGUUAACGUUAUUGGGAUUUAAUUUGCAAGCGGCUUUCUUGUAUCUGGAGGACAGUGUUAGAGCUAUUUUAGAGAAGCCAGUUGACCUUUCAGCGGACGAGCUAGCAGCUUCUGUAGCAAAACAGUAAUGUGACGACGUGUUGUGUGACCAGCUAGCAAUGGUGCAAGGACUGGGGAGCGUCAUCAGACCAGCAGAAACAAAAGAUUGUGUGUUCAUCUGUCCAACAAAACAUGCCUUCUACUCUGCACUGACCAUUAAAAUGGUGUGACAACUGUCAAAAGUCCUGUGUGACAGACUUCCUUCAGAGAACUGGAUACAACCUCCACGGAAGAUGGAGGACUCUCCUCACUUAUACAUCUCUAAUUUUAGUGACAAUCAGGAUAUGGAGGAGAGGGAGGAUGAGGACAUUUAUCAAGAGGAAACUAACAUGGAACCAGACAUGAUCAAGUCACUGUACCCAGAUCUUCAUAAACAUCCCUCUCAGAAUACUGAGGGAGACUGGAACUCGUUUCCCUGCCAGCAUUGUGAGAGACAUUUUACCAGCAAACAAGGCUUAGAUCGGCACAUGCACAUCCACGCUAUAGCGAACAAUGAGGCACACCCAUACAAAAGCAAUAUGAGCAACAUGUCUUUUGGUUCAAAUCUGGGUCAGUUGCAGCAUGAGAAGAUGAAGCCUCUGGAUUCAGAGGACUCAGUCAUGCAGCUUCAUAUUUCAUCCCCGACUAGCUCUAAUACUUCCAUUUUGUCGGCUGGAGACCACACUGCUCAAGCAGACGAACAGGGAGUAUUAGACGACCAUCAUGCUUGCAAGUACUGUGAAAAGAUAUUCACUACACAUACCAACAAGCGACGGCAUGAGCGCAGGAUCCAUGAGCAGCACCUGCAACUCUCACGUGUAGAAAAAACCCAGCUACCCCAAGAGGAAAAUCUUCAGACGAUAUUCAGUGAAACAUCUCAACAAAAAACAGAGCUUGGUGACAGUGCAGCUCCUGCAGCUGUUCUGGAGAAUGAAGGGGAACACACAGAACAAUAUAUGCUAGAUGUCUCUAGCAAUAUUUCAGAGAAUCUCAGCUUUUACAUUGAUGGAAAGAUAGUGUCAACAAGUACAGUCAGUAGCUGUGAAGCAGCUGAGGUUCAUUCUGGGUCUUCGACUUUAGUUAGACUGGAUGCCCUGAUUCUAGAUCCUGCCCACAUCAGCCAGGUUUUAAAUACAGAGUCAGUUACAAGCAAAGAGAUACCUGGUCAACCAUUGACCAAGAGAAGAACUGCAACACCACCUCUUUUACCACAAAUUAAAACUGAACUGGAGUCUGAGGUAGUUGUGUCUUCAUCCUCAUCAUCACUUGUAUCUUCUUUAAUAGAGAAUCUACUCCCUCAGAAUACAGAGUCUACCAUUGUGCAGAAGGAAAGAACAGUGUUUCUGUCACCUAAACUUAAGCAGCUCCUGGAGAAGCAGGAUGGCCUUAAACCUACACUUGCCCUCAUCACAGAUGGCCAGAAGCCUUGUUCACCGGUCUCUCUCUCUGUCCUGCCUGCUGGAACAGGGAGGUUUAAAAGAAGGACUGGAUCUCCACCAAGCUCCCCACAGCAAAACCCAACAUCUAAUGAGGAAGAUAUAGCAGAUUGUGAUGCUGUAAGCACAGGUCAGAUGGAGACUCAGUAUAGCUCCUCACCUGUGCACGAAACCAAUGAAAAGGAUGACACAACCCAAUCGGUAGAGGAUCCAGCAGUGAAACCUGUCUUGACAGACAGCUGGCGCCCCUUGACUGGUGGUAAUUCCUGUAACCAGCAACCAUUGGAUCUCUCCAAUACAGUCAAAAGAAAUGAACAUGUAGCUUUAGCUGAUGCCGUGCUGGAUUUGAGUUUGCAGAAAAAGACCCCAGGUGAAUCUGAACUGACAUUAAAAUUAGUUUCACAGGCAGUUUUGAAAGAAGGAAAAUCAAAUACAUGCAUGGUGGAGAAAGCCUUAAUAAAUAUUGGAGAACAAAAUGUAAGCCUAGGGAAUCUUGAGACUCCUUUAGUCACAGACUUUACCAUAGUUACUGGUCCAGAUAUAAUGACCCCAGUGGAGCCUGUUGCAGAAGGACUUGUUUAUGGACUUGCCCUACCCCCCAAUUCUCUGACUCCAUCACCCGCCUCCCUUACCCCUAUUGCCUUGCAGCCAGCUUCACCGUGCACUAUAGCAUUUGCUUCCCCAGCGUCACACACCAUGCUCCCUACUGCUCCUUCAUUAAUCACAGUUUUGGCACCACCACCACCUAUUUCUAACCCUUCAAGCCAACCAAUCCAGGUAUUAGCCCCAAAUAUAUCAUCUGAGCCCUUGGUAAUCUGCACAGAAAAUGCAUUAAAUUCUUCAGACUGUGAUUUAACUGCUGCAUUUGCCACUACAAAUUCUGCAAACCUUGUCACUCUCUCCCAACCCCUUGACCCGACUCUAAAUCUGCCUGGCCACGUGUUUCUCACUGAUCAAAUAGCUCUCAAUCCACCUAUAGUUGAGUCCACUCCUGUGUCAGAAGUGCCAUUCACACCCACUGUAACUUUAAAUGAUUCCCUCAUCAACUCUUACAACAUUACCAGCAACACAGUGUUGAUAGAGUGCACAAUAGCUCUUGAAGCCCCAGGAAGUGUAGUCCCUGCUGCAAUUACCUUACAAGAAAACACUGCCGUGCCUCCAGCAUCUUCACAGAUGGUUGUCAAUCACAUAGAACAGCAACAGAUUGUAUCAGUACCCAACCCUCCAACUGUGGACCCCACUAUUCUUGUGUCCUCCAUCGCAGAAUCAGUAACUCUGUCCACCACCACCUCAGCGAUAUCUGAUUGUUCUACUGUGGGUGAAUCAAGUCCUGACCCAGAGCCUGUUGUUAAUGCAGAGCCACCAACCACAAAAGAGGAGGAAGCUGAUGACAGUACUGUUUCCAUACCUGAAAUCCCAUCUAAAACCUCACCUUCUUCUGAGAAAGCUGAAGAGGACGAAUCCUCAAACAACACCCCAGAUGAUGCACAACAGCAGACUUUCACCAAGAAUUUCAUCUGCAAUGUGUGUGAUAAGCUUUUCCAUUCAAUGAAAGAACUUGGCCAUCAUGUAGGUGACCAUGCCGAUGAAUGGCCCUACAAAUGUGAGUUCUGCGUGCUGCUCUUUGGCAAACCCUCCGCUUUGCUUGACCAUCGAUCAAGCCUCCAUGGUGUUGGCAAGACUUAUGUUUGCAGUUCAUGUACAAAAGAAUUUGUCUACCUUUGCAAUCUGAAACAGCAUCAGGAAGAAUUACAUCCCGGCCAGCAGUGUACAUACACAGAAGAAGAAAAGGGAAAGCUAAGACGUCAGAACUACAACAACUCAACAAAAGUCAACACGGAGUCUUCAGUGCCCGAUGCUCCAGAAGAACCCAAGAAACUGGUGAAAAAGGAAGAAGGUGAAGUAGAUAUGACUGCUGAAGAAUUGUUUACAACAAUAAAAAUCAUGGCCUCAGAUGGAGGUAAAAUCAAAGGGCCUGAUGUUCGUCUUGGCAUUAACCAACAUUAUCCCAGCUUUAAGCCCCCUCCAUUUCCUUACCAUAACAGAUCACCCGCUGGCUCAUUGGCUUCAGCCACAAACUUCACCACCCACAACAUCCCUCAAACCUUUAGUACGGCUAUUCGGUGUACCAAGUGUGGAAAAAGCUUUGAUAACAUGCCAGAACUACACAAGCAUAUCCUGGCUUGUGCAAAUGCCAGUGAUAAAAGGCGGUACACACCCAAAAAGAAUCCCAUCCCACUACGCCACUUUGCAAAAACUCAAAAUGGAGUUCUAUCUACCACUAAUUCUACUAAUGGACUAAAUGCUUCAAACAGACCCAGCCAGUCAAAUAGGUCCAAACCUAACCAAGAAUCACCAGUAAAGGUGAAGUUCAAGGUACUGAACAAAAGGAAGAAAAAGUUGGCCCAAAGGGUCAUGCCACAGAGGAACAAGUCAGUCUCUUCAUCAAAUAAAGUGUCACCUGCGCAGGUGGAUGAGCAGCAGGAGAUUUUUGUCUGCCCACACUGUAGCAGGGAGUUCACAAUGCGUCGCAGCAGAACCAAACACAUGGCAGUCUGCCCCAAGAAACCUAAAGAGGUGAAGAAAAGGAAAGAAGGAGGGAUCUCUGUGACAAAGGAAAAUGAUGGACACCUGCAUAGAGGGGUUGAAGAGAAACAACAAGCCUCACCUCAUCAUAAAACAAGACUCCAAACUUCUGGCCCUGCUAAGAGGCCCGCCAUCCUACCAGUGCAAACUGUCUUUUCAAACAAAAGAAGUAAAAUAAUUAUAAAAGAGAGCAUGCAGCCAAAACAAGAGACACCCACUCUCAAUGAACUUCCCAUUGUUCGCACUUUCAACCCCUCUAUGCGUCAGUAUAGCAGAGUGCAGCAUAGCGUCAAAGGAAUCCCCAUUAAAAUCACCAUAGUGAAACCACAACAGACUGCACCACAGAAGGAUGAGCUGCCUCCCACCCAGAGCCGAGAUGAAGCCACUGGAGCUAUUACCAACAGCUCUGAACAGAGUCCUACAACUUGAGGACUACUCAGCAGCCCACUCAGCAGGGGAUUGUCAGGUACCUGCUGUGUGGAACUCCUCAUACAUACUUGCGUCAUAGUGAUACUAAAGGGAGAUAACUGCUGAUCACACUGUAAACCCCAUGGACAUCAUACUGUACAAUAAAUGACUGAAUUGAAGACGGAUAAAACAGACGACUAAGGAUACUGCAGUGAGUGGAUGUGUUUAACUGAGUAUUUGAAUGCUUUUGUAGUGCUUGGAGUUUUGUAAAUUUCUCCUUCAUUUCGUAAACUUUCUGUCAGCGGCUUGGAUUUGCACUUUGAAGUGAAUCUGACCGCUACAUGUCACAAAUUGGAGAGGAAGCAGAAGGAAUUGAGCUGGAAGGCUGCUCUCAUUUCAUACUUUGUGGGUUAUUUAGAGAAGAUGGCAGGUGGCAAUCAUUUUCAGCAUGCAUUUGCACUUGUUCUUAUCUGUUGUCUUAAUGCAUGCUGUGAGCUUGUACGACCGCUAGGCCUACAUUAAUUUAUGAUGGAUUCUGUUGAUGCACUUAGGCCUUAAACACUGAAUCUGGUGUUGCUCUGUUGGUCUGAUUGACAAUAACCAGUGUAAUUACAUGGAAGACACAUCCAAAUUGCUUCUAAAUACAAAUCUACAGAAUCAUACAAAAGUAACACACGCAAGCUACCUAUCAAAAUUCUUGUUAAGGAUAUCAGCACUGUUGAUUACUAUUAGGGAAGUCAGUGUUUUUAUUAUUGGUGUGAAUGUAACAUUGGUAGAUUUAAUGCUACAGCCUUUGCAAAUCAAAAUGGUAUAUAAUCUGAUUGGCCCAGUUGCUAUGUAUUUGUAUGACAGUUUUGAGAAAAAAAUGCUUUUUAUGUGCCAUCAAAUGUAUAUAAUAUGAAUAAAUGUGGUAUAAAGGUGAUGAAGAGUAAACAUAGUUUAGUGUUUCUCCACAUAUGGAAUUUAUUUUGGUUGUCCACCCAAAUAGAUUAAUUUGUUUGUCUCUUCAAAAGUCUCUCUGGAACUGCAGUUGAAAGUGAAGUGCAGAUUACUUAAAAAGAAUGCAUUGAUGUGCUAUCACAUUUUGAAAAAGUGCUUCCCUAUGCAGCCUAAUCUCAUGUUGGAUUUUGGAGUUUGUAGGCUACCACAAAUAAAUUCUCAACUUUUGUGAAACACUGCAGUUUGGUGUAUUUGCACUGCAAUCCCAAUCAUUGCCACAGUAACAAUAGUUCAAUUCUAAACAGCAUUGACAGAGCCAACUCCAGUGCUUGGCCUCACUGCAUUUCUUCUGAAAUCCUGAAAUAUUUACAGUAGUCCUGUUCGCUUAUAGGCUUUAUUUUGCACCUGUUUCACCAAACACUUUAAAGAACUAGAAUUUUUUUAUAUAAUUUUUUCCCAUCCAACCACAAGAAAUGUUCAUAUUAGAAGUACAGUCUGGUUAGGUUUGUCAUCUGUAGCGUAUAAGCAUUUCAUCAUUGCUUAUAAUCUGUAUAACAGUUGUCAACAGUUUAUUGUGUGAUUUAAUAAGUGUGUAUAAUAAAUUCCAACAUGUAUAAAUCACAAAAUGGAAAUGGAAUAUCAAUUAUGGGGUCAUUUUUGCUGGUGCCCUGUAGUGACACGUGCAAAUGUUUGUGGCAAGUUGUCACUAAUCUCAAAGAGUGAGUGUAAUGCAUUGCAUCUGUUUGAUUUAAAUUGUUAUAAGCUACUAGUUUGAAGAUCCAGUGCUAUACAGGGUAGUUAUUUCAUUAUGAUUGAAUUGAGUUAUAUUAAUUUAGACAAACUAAAACCUGACAGUGGCCUGUAUCUGAGAGAGAGCGAGUAAUCGUACUUUUAUUUGACAUUUUUGCCUUUUCAACCCUCGCUGGUAAUAUUUCUUUUAUUCAGACAGACUGCAAUGUGUUGGAUGUACAGGACCGUUUGGGAGACUGUUAUUUAACUGUGAAACGUGCUUGUAGCAUUUUGAAGUGUAAAUUGAGUCAUGUAUAUUUAUUAAUAAUUUAAAAUCAUGUUAUCAAUCUCUGAACAGUUUCUCUGUAUGAUUUGCACUAAAGGUUUUUCAAGCGAGUGUUCAAAAUAAAUGGAGAAUGUUAUGGUUA
Siniperca chuatsi (mandarin fish) is the source of this 6879-nucleotide messenger RNA. RefSeq names its product PR domain containing 2, with ZNF domain a (gene prdm2a). Gene Ontology annotation, molecular function: RNA polymerase II transcription regulatory region sequence-specific DNA binding. The record is from RefSeq and is a predicted model, not a curated record. NCBI's taxonomy places the organism in Eukaryota, Metazoa, Chordata, Actinopteri, Centrarchiformes, Sinipercidae. Gene Ontology annotation, cellular component: nucleus. The transcript has 4 exons. Gene Ontology annotation, biological process: regulation of transcription by RNA polymerase II. Bases 608 to 4804 code for a protein of 1398 amino acids.